Messenger RNA from Sceloporus undulatus (fence lizard), 7499 nucleotides. It is a transcript of the gene TCF20, whose product is annotated as transcription factor 20. NCBI's taxonomy places the organism in Eukaryota, Metazoa, Chordata, Lepidosauria, Squamata, Phrynosomatidae. The coding region runs from base 267 to 6173 and encodes 1968 amino acids. Gene Ontology annotation, biological process: regulation of transcription by RNA polymerase II. The record is from RefSeq and is a predicted model, not a curated record. The transcript is spliced from 6 exons. Gene Ontology annotation, cellular component: nucleus.
GCAGGCUCCAACCGAAGGUGCAGACCAAGGGGCUUGGAGAAGAGGGGAAAGGGGAAAAUCUGUCUAUUUAUCUAUCUAUCUAAAAAACCAAAGCCCCCACCUCUUCCUGUCUCCCCCUCUUCUUGACAAACCCAGUAGCUGAGAUAAAUCGGAAAAGGGUGGGCAGAAGCAGCAAGGAAAAAAACCUAAAAAGAGAGAAAGGGAGAGCUGACAAUGAUGCCUGAAAACAGGUGGGCUGUUGAGCUGUCAUUCUGCAGCUAAACAGCAUGCAGUCCUUUCGGGAGCAAAGCAGUUACCACGGAAACCAGCAGAACUACGCGCAGGAAGUGCAUGGUGCAUCCCGGCUAGAAGAAUUUAGCACCCGCCAGCAGGCUCAGAUGUUCCAGAGCUUUGGAGGAGGUGGAGGAAGCAGUAGCAGUGGGCGACGUGGAGCAACAGGAAGCUCUGCCUCAAUGGCUGGUGAGAAUUCUGGACAUCAGAGCUAUCAAGGUUUCAGAAAAGAAGCAGGAGAUUUCUAUUAUAUGGCCUCUGGUAAGGAUCCUGUAACAGCCGGAGGACAGCAGCUCCCUCAGCGUAGGCCUUCUGGACCAGUGCAGAGCUACGGGCCACCACAAGGGAGCAGCUUCGGGAAUCAGUAUGGGAGUGAGGGUCAUGUGAACCAGUUUCAAACACAACACUCAUCCCUUAGUGGCGUAACUCACUAUCAGCAGGAUUAUACUGGCCCUUUCUCCCCUGGUAGUACUCAGUACCAACAGCAGACUUCUAGCCAGCAGCAGCAACAAGUGCAACAGAUGAGGCAGCAGCUCUACCAGUCUCAUCAGCCUUUGUCGCAGGCCUCCAACCAGUCUGCCUCUAACACAUCUCAUUUGCAACCAAUGCAGCGUUCCUCAACUCUGCCUUCAUCUGCUUCUGGCUAUCAGCUACGUGUGGGUCAGUAUAGCCAGCACUACCAGCCUCCAGCCUCUUCAUCAACAUCAUUUCCUUCUCCUCAGCGUUUUGGCCAAUCUGGACAGAACUAUGAUGGUAGUUACAAUGUGAAUACUGGUUCACAGUAUGAGGGACAUGCUGUGAGUUCAAGUGCACAAGGUUAUGGGACUCAAUCAAAUUACAGCUUUCAGGCACAGCCAAUGAAGAAUUUUGAGCAGUCAAAGUUGGCCCAAGCGGGUCAACAGGCACAAGGACAGGCACAACAAUCUCAGCAGCAGCAGCCGCCACCACCACAGCAGCAGCAGCCUCAGCAGCAGCCGUCACAGCCUCCCUCACAGCAUGUAAUGCAGUACUCAAAUACUGCAACAAAGCUAACUCUGCAAAGUCAAGUGGGGCAGUAUAAUCAAGCUGAGGUUCCUGUAAGAUCACCCAUGCAGUUCCAUCAGAAUUUCAGUCCUAUAUCUAACCCCUCACCAGCUGCCUCUGUGGUUCAGUCUCCUAGCUGCAGCUCUACACCAUCUCCUCUCAUGCCAAGUGGUGAGACUCUCCAAUGUGGACAAAGCAACAUACCUGUAGCCUCUAGAAACCGCAUCUUACAGAUGAUGCCUCAGCUUAGUCCAACAACAUCCAUGAUGCCAAGCCCCAGUGGUCAGAGUGGAGGUUUCAAAGGAUUUGGGCUUGAAGGAUUGCAAGAAAAGAGGCUUACAGAUCCAGGACUAAGCAGUCUAAGUGCCCUAAGUAGUCAAGUGGCUAAUCUUCCCAAUACGGUCCAGCACAUGUUACUCUCAGAUGCUUUGGCUCCUCAAAAGAAAAGCUCCAAAAGGUCUUCAUCAUCCAAAAAGGCUGAUAGCUGCACAAAUUCAGAAGGUUCCUCACAGGCUGAAGAACAACUUAAGUCUCCUCUAGCAGAGUCCAUUGAUGGUGGCUGCUCCAGUAGCUCUGAGGAUCAAGCUGAGAGGGUGAGACAAUUGAGUGGUCAGAGCACCAGUUCAGACACCACCUACAAGGGGGGUAAUUUAGAGAGAUCUCACUCAUCACCAGCACAGGCAUCUCAAAAUGAGCCCCCAAAACUGAGCACCAGCCCUGCAGAUGAGGAAGAAGUAGUGUCUCCUCCUGAAGAGAAGGAGGCCUUAGUUGCUAUGGAAACUCCUCCAAAGGUAAAUGAAAAGUCAGUUGGUGUGAUAGUCUCCCGAGAAGCUAUGACAGGAAGAAUAGAAAAGCCAAGUGGGCAAGAUAAACCCCAACAAGAUGAUGCUUCUGCUGGUACUCAAGCACCACCGUCUACCAGUGUGAUGAAGGAGACCACUCUUACAGGAUCACAGCAAGAGUCUCAAGGAGGAAGUAAAGGAAAUAAAAGUGGGGACAACAAUACUAAUCAUAAUGGAGAUGGAAAUAGCCAGAUGGCACAUGCUGUCAUUGGCUGUAACUUUCCUGGCAGAACAGAGCCUUCCAAAUCACCUGGCAGUCUGAGAUAUAGCUACAAAGACAAUAUAGGAGUUAGUGUGCAGAGAAAUGCUGGCAACUUCCCACAGUACCCUUCCAGUCAGGAUAAAGGGGAUUUUCCAGUACACAGUGAACGAAAGGGCAGAAAUGAGAAAUUUCCUAGUCUGUUGCAGGAAGUCUUGCAAGGCUAUCAUCAUCACCCUGACAGAAGAUACUCUAGAAAUGCACAAGAUCAUCAUGGAAUGGCUGCAAAUGUGGAAAGUGCUAUGAGACCUAAUGUCCUGAUCAGUCAAGCCAAUGAAUUAAGUAACAGAGGUCUUUUAAACAAAAGUAUAGGAUCUCUUUUGGAAAAUCCACACUGGGGCCACUGGGAUAGAAAGUCAAGUGGCACAGCUCCUGAGAUGAAACAGAUAAAUCUGGCUGACUAUCCCAUGCCUAGAAAGUUUGAGAUAGAAUCCCAGUCUUCAGCUCAUGAAGGAGGAGGACUUUCUGAAAGGAGAUCAGUUAUUUGUGAUAUAUCACCUUUGAGGCAGAUUGCUAGAGAUCCAGGGCUUCAUUCUGUAGGACAUAUGAGCACUGAUGGCAGAACUGGAAGGAGUGAUCGUCUAACUCCUGGUUUAGGACAGUCGGUCAUCCUCCCUGGUGGUCUGGUUGCCAUGGAAACAAAACUGAAGUCUCACAGUGGCCAGAUCAAAGAAGAGGAUUUUGAACAGUCUAAGUCCUCUGCCAGCAUCAAUAACAAAAAAUCAGGAGACCAUUGUCAUCUUGCCAGUUUUAAGCAUGAGUCUUACCGAGGGAAUCCUAGUCCUGGAGCUGCAGUACUUGAUUCUGCUGACUACAUGCUACAGCAGGAUAGCCGAUCAGUGCAGCUGAGACGAGGACCUGGCAGAAUGGGAAAUAGCCGUGAGGGAAUGAGAGGUAAAUCCCCCUCUCAGUUUCAUGAUUUGGCAGAAAAACUGAAGAUGUCUCCUGGCAGAAGCAGAGGUCCCGGGACAGAUCUUCAUCAUAUGAAUCCGCACAUGGUGCUUUCUGACAGGGUCAACCGGGGGUCCUUGCACUCUCCUUUUCCAUCAAAUUCUGAAAGCUCCUCUUUGGCUUCAGUGUAUCACACUAAUACUCGAUCUCAUGCUUAUGGUGAUCCUAACCAGGGUUUGAAUUCCCAGUACCACUACAAAAGGCAGCUAUAUCAACAACAGCAGGAAGAAUAUAAAGAUUGGAACAGCAGUUCUGCCCAGGGGGUGAUAGCGGCAGCUCAACAUAGGCAGGAGGCAGCUAAAAAGAGCCCAAGGCAGCAGCAGUUCAUGGACAAAGUAAGGAGUCCUUUGAAAAAUGACAAGGAUGGAAUGAUGUAUCUUCAUUCUGGUUCUUACCAUGAUAUUGGAAGCCAAGAAGCCACCCGUUGCUUGCUGGGGAAUGAUAGUGCUCUUCAGAAUAAGUGCAGUGAAAUUAAGCAGAAGAUUCAGCAACAUGAAUCAGGCUGGGAUCUUUCCCGGCAAAUGGCUCCUGGGAAGAACAGUGGGUCUCUAGGGGCAGCCAGUCAGAAGAGAUUUGGUCCUCAAGACAGUGAUCCACACAGGCGUGAUGAUGCUGGAGAUGUACUUAAAUCUGGCAAUACUCUGGUAAGGAUCCCAGGUCAAGAAGAUCACUCGCCUCAGAAUCCUUUAAUCAUGAGAAGGAGGGUCCGUUCUUUCAUUUCUCCUAUUCCCAGCAAGAGACAGUUGCAGGAAAUGAAGAACAGUGUCACCGAAGACAAGACACGCCUGCUUGCUGCAUCAAAAGAAGGAGCUGAUAAAACCCUCAACUCUUAUACCCGCUGUUCACCAAGCCAAGAUGUUGGCAAGUCACUCUCUAAAGGAGAAUCUUCUAGAAACCUUCCAAGUCCUGACAGUAGAAACUGUUCUGCUGUUUCUCUUACAAGUCCAGCUAAAACAAAAAUUCUGCCUCCACGGAAAGGCCGUGGCCUAAAAUUGGAAGCAAUUGUUCAGAAAAUCACAUCUCCCAAUGUUAGGAGAAGUACUUCAUCAAACUGUGCUGAAGCUGGUGCAGAUGCUGUCACUCUUGAUGACAUUUUGUCCCUGAAAAGAGCUCCACCAGAGGGUGGGGACGCGGCUAAUCAUGGGGUGGAAGCAGAAAGUAUAAAAGAAGAGAUUGUAUUAGAUCAAGAAGGCCAAGAGCUGACCAGUGAAAUCUCUCUAACAAUAUCAUCUGAAGAAUGGCAUGGGGAGGGAGACGAGGUAGUAAAAAAGGAGACAACUGAGCUUUCCAAUGUUGGCAAGGAGGGCUCAGUGCCCUCUGUGAUUCCAGCAUCUUCACAGAAAUCUGUUGGUCAAGGAAGAACAGAUGGAUCUUUAGCUGGAACAGGAUCUUUAGGCUUUUCUGAAACAAAAACUGUCUCCCCAUCUAACAUCUUGACUCCUGAAGCAAAUGCAAAAGCUGAGGAAAAAGAUGGAAAUGUAGUUAUUGUGACACCUAAGCCAGAACCCUUUCCUCCAAAGGGAUAUUUUCCUUCUGGUAAAAAGAAGGGAAGGCCUAUUGGUAGUGUGAAUAAACAGAAGAAGCAGCAGCAGCCGCUGCCACCACCACCACCUCCACCACUUCCAACAGUACCAGAAGCAUUACAGCCACCAGAGGAAGCAGUAGGGGGAGAACCUAAGCCUAAGAGACAACGAAGAGAAAGGAGGAAAACUACAGCCCAGCCACGAAAGAGGAAAGCAAGACGAGCUGCUCCAAUUGUGGAGCCUCAGGAGCCAGAAAUCAAACUGAAGUAUGCCACCCAAUCCCUUGAUAAAACUGAUACCAAGAAUAAAUCUUUUUUCCCUUAUAUUCAUGUAGUAAACAAAUGUGAGAUAGGUGCUGUGUGCACAAUAAUUAAUGCAGAGGAAGAGGAGCAGAAUAAGCUGGUGAGAGGCCGGAAAGGGCAGAGGUCAUCAACGCCUCCUCCCAGCAAUGCUGAGAGCAAAGUACUGCCUACUUCAUCUUUCAUGCUACAGGGUCCUGUAGUAACAGAAUCUUCUGUCAUGGGCCACUUGGUUUGCUGCCUGUGUGGCAAGUGGGCCAGUUAUCGUAACAUGGGUGACCUCUUCGGACCUUUCUAUCCACAAGAUUAUGUGGCUACGCUGCCCAAGAAUCCUCCCCCUAAGAGGGCCACAGAAAUGCAAAAUAAAGUCAAGGUACGGCAUAAAAGUGCUUCUAAUGGUUCCAAGACUGAUACAGAGGAGGAGGAAGAGCAGCAGCAGCAAAAGGAGCAGAGAAGCCUGGCUGCCCACCCUCGCUUUAAGAGACGCCACCGCUCUGAGGACUGCACUGGAGCUUCUCGGUCACUUUCAAGAGGAGCUGCUUGUAAAAAGGCAACCACUGAGGGUGGCAGUAUGGGUGAGAAAACUCCUUUAGACUCUAAACCCCCCAUUCCCACUUCUGAAGGUGUCCCAGAGUUGGAAUUACAAAUUCCUGAACUACCUCUUGACAGUAAUGAAUUUUGGGUCCACGAGGGCUGUAUUCUCUGGGCCAAUGGGAUUUACCUGGUCUGUGGCAGGCUCUAUGGGCUUCAGGAAGCUGUGGAAAUAGCUAAAGAAAUGAAAUGUUCUCAUUGCCAGGAGCCAGGAGCCACCUUAGGCUGCUACAACAAAGGCUGCUCCUUCCGAUAUCAUUAUCCAUGUGCCAUCGAUGCAGAUUGUUUACUAAAUGAAGAGAAUUUCUCAGUGAGGUGCCCCAAGCACAAGCCCCUCCCCCCUUGCUCUCUUCCCUCCUUGCAGAACAAGAUGGUGAAAGGCAGCCUCAGCACAGAGCAGUCCGAGCGGGGGUGAGGGGGGAAGUGUCUCGUGGGAAUGAAAAUAAAGCAAGCACAGGUUAGACUGUUGAGAUAAGAAAGCGGUGGACAUUCAAGAUUCAAUUGAUUCUUUCCCACUGUGCAGUCAUGCCCCUCUCUUGAUGUGCCUGCCAAUGCCAGCACUUCCUUCAUCAACUCUUUCAUCACAACUGACCGAAAACAUCACAGAAUAUGAUCAAGGAGUCUGAACCAGCUGUUUUCAUGGACACAAUCUCCAUAGUGACUAUGGGAAGGGGAGGGAAAAAGAAGAGAAGGUGGGGGAAUUAAAGAGGGAGGGAUAAAAUAUAUAUAUAUAGAUAUAUAUAUAUUAAAAGAUCUAUUUUUAGUCUUGAUAGACUUGUUUUAAAUGAAAGGUGCGCUAUCCCUUUUUAUGCAUUAAAUUCAAUUUUUAGGAUUCAUGUAUGUUCCAAGUUGCUCAUAAUAAGUGAAAUUCAUAACAAGGCCUUUGCAAAUGAUUCUCAUCUAGUUUCAGAAAAGGAUUAUGGAGUUAAUGAGCUUGCUUAAUCAAACUUGUCUUUUCACUCCAUCUUCCACAAAGAAAACCCAGGUUUCAAAGAAUACAGAUUUUUUUCUUUGUUAUUGUUGCUGGCAAGUUAUUCGCAGUGGGGAUGGGGGAGUGAAUGGUUGCAGGGGAUAGAAUGUUUGUAUUUGUGUACGUAUGAACAGGGGAUUUUUCUUUUUAAGAAACACUAUUUAUUUUAUUAAGAAAGGAAGCCUGAGAAGCGUCAGAAGACUCCUGUGUCAUGUGGCUUGUGAAAUAAGAGUGGUUUCUACUAGCUUCAUAUUCUGACCUUAUAUACAUGACUCUGUCUGUACCAAAAGGUGGGGGAUUUGGACCGUCUUGGCCUUGACAAAUACUCCCACAUCAUUCCAAGGAGAUGCUGCCUUUUUAAAAGGGCAGUCUGGAGUAGGAUGUUGGCUUGCCUACCAGAAAGGGGCAUUUAACAGGAAGUCUGAAUGUUGACAUAAUCAGUGUGUGUUAAGCUGACAAGGAAAAUCCAGUUAACCCUUCUCUUCUCUGUAUUUUGUUUCCCAAAGGAAGGAAGGGAGAAUGUCAAUUUAUCAGCCUACACCACAUGGUUACUUUUUGUUUGUUUGUACAUUGUGUAAUUUUUAAACAUUUGAGUUUUAAAAAAGAAAAACCUUUUCUCUUGUUAAGGCCUUAAGAAGGGGUUAGUGCAUCUUUCAGGGGUCACUCUGCCAUGGGAAUAAAAUAGCUGUUUCACAAACAGUUUUAUAUAAAAAAACUAAAACAAAACAAAAAAACCCACAAAAAAACCUAAUAAACUUCAUUUUAACCUUG